GCUUUGCAUCAAUUUAUGCCUGUCCUGGUAGGUUACAAGUGCACAUACGUUGUAGGAUAGGACAUUAAUUAAUUCGCUCGCGAUGGCUCAUGAGAUAUAUAAAAGUUUUAGCAUCAGUAGCGAAUCUUCGUCCAGUGAGCUACCGGAUGAGGAGGUCACGUCCGAAGUUAAGUUUCAGCAAAUACUAGACAAAUUUAUGAAGAAGACACGCCCAAGGCCCAAGGUUAUAAAUGGUAAUCCACUUUGGAAACGGAUUUUAUCAGAGCACGCUAAGAUUGCAUGGCAUUCAAUGAAUCAGGAAGAAACAUGUCUACCUGCCGGCAUAGACACCGAGGAAUGGAAAUAUCUCGAUAAAGAAAUAUUCCCCACCUUGUUACCUGCCAUUGAAGAAACCAUGAACUUGGCAGAACGUCUCAAGGUAGAAGAGGGAAAGUUCCGAGCUUUCAACUAUGUGGACACCCUCAUCCACUACAUGCUCAACCUCAACAUCAAACCUGAUGAGCCCAUUAAAAUGAUAGAAGAUUUUGAGGAAAUUAAGGAACACCUGAAAAAAUUCCCCAAACCUUCGUUACCAAAACACAAGAUUUGGUCGAGACACAAAGCAGCAACCCUUAUCCAGAGUAACGUCAGAGGAUGGCUGGUGAGGAAGAGACCGGAGGUAUUCGAAAUGCGACAAUUUUGGAAGGUCAUGAGAGAAGAACUCCAGACCAGAAAAGGUCCUGCCGUAGCUAGAUCUAAUCUUGAAGAUAUUAUACCCAUGGCUCAGGAAAUCAGCUCAGACACCGAUGGAACGGAAUACAACGAUGGAGAACAAUUCUUCAAGUGGAGGAAGCCCGAGGAAGACGACGGCCACAGAUUGAAUCAACUCAACCUACUCGCUCUCGCCCAGAAGUCCGGCAAAGCUCAUUCCAAGCACGGCAAGAGCAUAACCCAGAGGGAAAAAUCUCGAGCCCAGGAAUAUAACUUCCGCGAAGCAACGGUCCAGACUGAACGUUUCGUUUAUAGAAUGGAUUCAGAUCGCCACAAAAAGAACCCAUUCGAACAGAGUAGUUUAGGAUCCGGACAUGUCAACUCUCUUGGCUCUUAUCAUUCCAAAGACAAACCAAAGUACAAACGAAAGGAAACUGAAGAGGGAACGAAAAAACCUGAAAUAAGUAGAGAAGACAUAGAGAUUCCACUAUCAUUUGAAAGUCUAAGUAACAAAAAAAAAAAUAACAAGGAAUAAAUAAAUCGAACUUAUCUUUUUAUAUUUAAAUAAACGAACGUCAUAAUA
Molecule: messenger RNA, 1273 nt
Organism: Nezara viridula (southern green stink bug)
Lineage: Eukaryota; Metazoa; Arthropoda; Insecta; Hemiptera; Pentatomidae
Source: the annotation of a GenBank genome assembly